AGAACUUUAUCACAAUAUUCUAAUUUUCUGAGACAGUCCUGUACAUUACAUUAAAAAUGAACUCGCACAUAUUUAGUUGUAUAUUCUGUAUUGUAACCAAUCAGCCCACCGUAUGUGGUCACGUGGCCUCUGUAGCGUCGCGUGUCAGAAAUCGGAUGGGCAUCUCUGAUUGGACAGACGGCAGUCUGGCCUUCUAACAACAACUCCUCUGCUGCGUCACUGACGUUAAUCUGCGGCUCCAGCCAACUCAACGUAAACACUACCGGAAACCACGCGGCUCUGUUUUCAAAAUAAAAUAAAGGUUGCGACUAACUAAUAAGUUAAUUCAAUAAUUACCGUCUUCAUCGAUCAUGUAGUCUGUAAAAUGUCCUAAUACUCUAAACUGACAGUUUUGUAUUCACGUUUCCUUUUUUCCUCUCAUGACAUUUUUUUAACGCAAUAUAACGUUUUAUUUUGAAGGUUUACACCAGGACUUCCAAUCCGGUUCCGUUUAACUUGACGUUUCAGUUGCUAUGGCGCGACCACCAUAGCAACCGAGCCACAGAGAAGGAAAAGCGUUUUUUUAAAUUCGAUUUUUAGGUGUACAAUUGAUAGAAGAUGGCGGCUCUUUUUUCUAAAGAAAUGAACGUCACUUUGACUUUAAAAAUGCAAGACACAAAAGUGAUCAAGUCAAAGCCCGGGGAGGUCACGAGGAAGCCCCUCGAGUUACCUACACCGGGGAAGGUGCGGGCGGUGACAGGGAGUGAGCUCAAAGUUCCCGCUGCGCAUAAAAACCGCGCGACGAGCUGCGCGAAGCGUCCGCAGCCGGAGCGGCGCGAGGCGACCGCCGGAGCCCUCAAGCCGAGCCCCUCCGAGAGGAGGUCCCGGUCCAGCUCCACCACCGCGAAGACCACCACGAAACCGGACUACCGGGGGGCGACCAGCAGCUCCGUGAAGCGCGCGGCCGUGACCCCAAAGGGCCGCGAGAGGAGCGCCGCUCCGGGCCAGAAGGGGGCGCUGCAGCCGGGGGGCGCGAGACAUGAGCGGCACGAAGCGUUCACGGUCAUCGCCCCGAACCCCAAGACACGAAGAGACACUCAGAGAACAGAGGCGGAGGCGGAGCUCGUCGCUUUAGAGGAGCUUCGGCUGAGCAGAGCGAUGGCUUAUGUCUCCAUUAACCCCAGCAGUGUUGGUGGCUGUUUGAGUCUGGAGGAAGUGCGCUUGAAGCAGCAGCAGGAAUUGAUGCGAGCGAAGAGGAAUCAGAAACCGGUGAGGAAGCAGCCGGUGGAGCAAACAGCUGUCCUGAACAUCACAUCCAAAUAUCAAUAAAAACAUGUAUCUGAACACAUCAUUUAUAUACACAAUGUAGUGUAAUGUACAGAGUAGAAUACAGAAAUAUACGUUUUCAUUACAGCUGUUUAGGGGGUUUGUAUGAUGUAUUUUGUAUAUAAAAUGUAUGUUAAAGUGUAAUUUCACUGCAAAUAACAACAAUAAUUAAUUUCACUUUUACAAUUGUUUGUAUCUGGACAGGUUAAUGUGUUGAUGUAUAACUAAUCACACAUGGAUUCAUUAUUAAUUAAUCAAUUAAUGGACGUUGUUCCAGAAUCAAUGAAGCAUUCAAUUCAUGCUGCAGUCGGAUAUCAAAUCUGGUUUCAGCUGCUGCUGAGGCUCAUGGGAAAUGUAGUAUUCAGCACCAUUAAAUACACUACACUUGAAUAUUAUAUUUGAAGAUCAACCCUGUAAAGAAGUAUACUGAAUUAUACUUUUGUAAGAGUUAAAUGUACUUAAAGCAUCAAAGUAAAAGUUCUCUAUGGAGCCGGCUACAACAGAUAUAUGUUUACUCAUUAUAUAAAUGUUUCAUAUAAUUUGUACUUAUAACCCAUGACAGUAAUAUAUUUAAAUUAUUGUAUUAAAUUUAAUUUUAUAUUUUCUGUUUUUUUUGGAUUUAUUUUGUACAUCUAUUUUUUUUCUCCUGUCAUAUUUAUUAAUUUUCUACUUCCAUUAUUUCUCGAUGUACUCCCUCCGUUAGUAUAGAGGUAUUUUAUUGAUAUUUUCUCUGUAUUGUUUAGUCUAUAAUAUAUGUAUUUAUUUAUAUAUUUGUAUUUUUCAAGAACUUAAUAAAAUAUUUCUCUGAA
Molecule: messenger RNA, 2114 nt
Organism: Pseudoliparis swirei
Lineage: Eukaryota; Metazoa; Chordata; Actinopteri; Perciformes; Liparidae
Exons: 5
Coding region: 598-1308 (236 amino acids)
Source: RefSeq, a predicted model, not a curated record